GGCGGCUACUCUGAAACCUGUCAUUAGAUCAGAGUGGCAUACACAUUUGUUUCCAUCUUUUCACAAACACUUGGCUUUUGAAAUGUAAAUGAAACUGUAAAAAAUCCUUUUACAUUCAUUCUCAGGACUGCUGGAGACUCUAUUAGGUAUAAAUGAUGACAAUGUUAGCAUUUUAAUGCUUGCUGUAUGACAUAAGCAACACUUCUGGCAAAGCAGGGUGAUUUCAGAAAGCAACACUGCAGUUUUGGAAGAGGAAUUCUUCCAUGUUACUCCCAUCCUUUGGAAAUCUGAAUUUAACAUAACAAAGAGCCUGCUGGGCUGAGCUACUGGAUCUCAAUGUCCCAUUAGUUCAAUGACUGAGUAGGCUCUUUGUAUUGAUUGGUGACUUUUUGUAGGCUAGAAAUUACUGCCAUUCUGCUCUACUAGGCCCUGGUUACACUACAGAAAUGAACUGUGGCUAACUAAACUGAUGGGAUAUCACUGUUCUAAGUACCAAUGGUACAGUGUAUCCACACUAACCAUGCUGUUUUGCGAUAAAACCCCUGACAGUUUUGCUUCAUCUGCACAAGUGCUGUUCUACAGCUUUACCAUUGCUCUACUCCCUGGAUAUCUCUCACAAUUCCUAUCACAGGCUUCUGGAACUUAUUUUUGUGCUACUUUUACUGGGGAGUAAUAGCUUGCCCUGCUACUGUUGCUUAAUUGAAUAAGGUGGUAAAUUCCUGAUUUUGGGGAAGGGAAUCUCAGUUUUCUAGGAGUCUCUCAUCUGUUGUCACAAUUCUGGGGAGUUGCAAUAACAUAGGAAGGAAAAGCAGAGACCUAAUUCUCCUUACUGUCCCCUCCUGUGUCCCUCUGAAAUGAAAAAUAUUUCUGAAUCAUUCAUAGCCUUUGAAAAUCUUUUGGGGCCAGUGUUAUUUUGUCCCCAGUACACAUACCAGAAUAUACAGAACAAUUCUGAAAUGCAAAACUGAUAUCUUACCUCUGAAGUGAAAUUGAAAUCAUUGCACAGGGGCAGGUUUUGGAGUUAAGGUAUUAGUAACUCAGCAGCAAGACAAAUCUCAUUAUUCUGUAGAAUACUGGAAACAGACAUAUUCAGCCCUGGGGGCUCCUAGAUGGUUGCCCCUCUUUCAAAGCAUGAUGGCCUCAGGAAACAGUAUGCAGGCCUUUAAAAAUAUGACCCAACAAAAUGUUUAGAGACGGUUUAGGCAUUAAUAUUAAUGUUGGAUAGUUCUGGAAAACCCCCAGAUCGGCUUCGUUUUGUUUUUAGCUACAAAUCAUAUAGCCAUGAGUCCAUCUGCUGUUUCUCCCUGACAGAGACUGACAAAGAUCCAUGCAUGAUGGAGAAUAAACACUACAAUUCAAUAUGCUACUCUGUAGUACUAACCUCCUCACACAUAUUUUAUUCCAACCACACAUCCCUUCAAACAGUAAAUUGCCUGAGAACAUGUAGAUUGUGUAAUACUGAGCUAUUCAACUAUUUUAUAUUUUAAAAUUUCAUUUAACUCAGGAGCUACAUUUCUAAGGCAUUUUCUGUCUCUAGAAAUGUAUGUAUACAUAAACCCUUUACAAACUAUAUGAGGCUGAUGCUGCAAGCACUAGGACGUAAUUCACUGUUGUCCUGCAGCUUGUACAGUCAGUUACACCAGUGCAAAGUGAGGGUAAAGCAUUAUCAAAUCAGAAUGGUGUUUUAUGCCUUCUUUGCAUUUGUGCAAGUCACUACACAUGAUGGAUAGCACUGGGAUGGUGAAUCAGGCCCCUGGUCCUUGGGACUACAACAGGACUAUUUAUGUGGUAAUAUGCAUUAUGAUUGGCAUUUGCAGGAUCAGGUUCUGUUUACAUACAGACCGCUCCAGCCCCUUCUGCUGUGAUGGGAGGCUUCAAACCCAGUUCUUGGUUUAUAAGGUUUUAUAAGAAAUAUUAUUAUUAUUAUUAUUAUUAUUACUUGCAUUAUGGUACUGCUAUAACGGCAUGACACUCAAUUUUCCCAGUGUGGAAAGAUUAAAGGCAGUGUAUACCACUAGGCUUUGAAAUUGCAGAGGGAUUUGCUCUAGUAUACUUUGCCAAAAUUUCACUACUCCCUCACUGUCAUUGCUUUAUGUCAGUUGCCUGCUUAAUUACUGCCUUCCAACAGAGAGGUGGCUACAUUUCAGUGAUGCUAUAAAUCACUUUAGAAUCCUUCAGAAAAUAUAACUAUAAAUUAUUAAAACUAUAUAUUUAAAAAAAAACCCUCAAAACAUUAGAGAUUCAGGUCAUUACUUUUCCACAAAUUUCACUCUCUGCCAAUAGUUUAUCCCCUAUAAUUGCACUGGGGGGGAUUAAGGCCUACAAAUUACAUUCAUGUUUAGCAUCUCGCUGGUCUAGCUCGUCCCCUUGCUUUCUGUCUUUCUUUCACAGAUCUUCUCCUUCUGUCCUUUAACUGUCCAUCUAUCUCUUCUACUUCAUCCAUGUCAACUUUCCAAAAUACACAAUGGUGGCCGAUUAAUAGCAUCCCAAGGGGUUUGAAUCUGGGGAGGAAUGACCAAAACUGGCAAAAUUUUCAUAGUUUUGGGGAAGAAAAGGCUAGUGUUGAUUCAAAGUAUCAUAUGAGCCAAACUGUAAAAUAUACAAGUGUCAUUUGCUUUUUUCUCCCUUUUCUCCACUUCUCCUUUGAUACCCUGAGUCUUUUCUUUGAUCUCUUUUAGUGUCUAAUUUUUCACCUUUUAGAAAAUGUUAUAGUUCACUCCCUCUUCCCCUUAAAAUCCUCUUUCUUCCAGACAUUUCUUCUUUUCUGAUUUGGUCCCCCUUUUUUGACUUUCCAUAUUUUUUCCUUCUCUUUUCCCAUUUCUCUCCAUCUCUGGUCCCUUUUGUAAUGGGUCCUGCUCACCCUCCCAAUGUGAGUGCCUUGAAACUAGAGUUGGUACGAUCAUUAUAUUAUUUGUGCUGGAGCAACACCUGAGAUGGAAUCAGGACAGCAAGGUGCUAGGUGCUGUAUGGAGAAGAAGACACAGUCUCUGUCCCAAUAAGCUCCUAGUCCUGAAUAUGAGGAUACCACCCUCUCAUUGCAAGUGAGUUAACCUCCACCUCUGUGGCGUUACCUCCCCGCCACUCAAACAGGAAUUUCCCCUUACACUGAACCCCAGGCCUCAGGCGCCCCAUCUCAGUUUGAUGGAUGUAACUCUGCACCAAUUAACAGCCUCUCAGAAGACUGAAGGGGGCGGGGAGUCUUCUCUGCGCCAAUAGGAAGGGACAACGGCCUCAUGAGCAAGCCCCUUUGAUCUUAGAGGUAUUAAACUCCACCCCUUCUUCCUCUUCCCGACCCCUGAAUGAAUGAAGUCUCUGCUGGCCAAUGAGAAGUUUUCGUUCGGCUUGAUGGACUUUCCCAACCUCCAAUAGGAGCUUAGAAUCGUAGCGUAGCCUCCAAUGAGAUGCCAAUGAUGAGCACAGUAGGCGGGCUCUGCCUCCCAGGCGGGCGGAGAAGGCCGCGGUUAUCGAUCCCGCUGCUGGAGGGAGGCGGCGGCGAAGCAGCAGAGAAAAUGGCGGCCAUGGCUGCGGAGGCGGCGGCGACUGCAGCGGUGCCGGGUGACGGGGGAGCCGGCGAAGCCGAGCCCGAGAUGGAGCCCAUCCCGGGCAGCGAGGCCGGCGCAGACCCCCUCCCCGCUGUCAGCGAGGCUGUGGAGUCGGCCGUGCCUGAUGGGGACGAGGCCGACGGGGGAAAGUCCGCCCCGGGGGAGGCCGAGGAGCCGCCGCUGCCGCCCGUAGAGCUCGCCCGGAGCCCGGCUAGGACCCAGGAGCCGGAACCGGAGAGGACGGAGCCGGAGGAACCGGAGCCGGGUUCGCCCAAGGCCGAACCUAGAGGAGCGCCCAGCCCGGAGCCCGAAGAGGCGCCGCAGCCCUGCCCGCCGCCUGCUGGGCACCCUGAACUUCCCGAGGAGGAGCCGCAGCCCUGCCUGCCGGCUGCUGGGGGCCCCGUGGAGCCGGAGCCCGGGGAGGAGCCGUGCCGGCCGGAGGAGGAGGAGCCGGAUGCUGCUGCUGCCGCUGCCGCUGUAAAGCCGGAGCCCCCGGCCGCCGGCGCCCCGGUGGCCCCGGCCGCGGGGGAGGCGGAGGCUCCGCUGCUGCCUGGCUCGGAGGUGCGGGUCACCCUGGACCACAUCAUCGAGGACGCGCUGGUGGUGUCGUUCCGGCUGGGGGAGAAGCUCUUCUCCGGGGUCCUCAUGGACCUCUCCAAAAGAUCUGAAGUCCAGACCUUCAGAAUUGCUGUCUCACUCUGUUCAGUCACUUGCACUAUGUGGGUGUCAAAGCACUUGCCAUUAAAUGACUCUGGAUCCUGUAUGUAUGAGUUUGGACCCCAUGGAAUCCCUGUGACCAUAUUUCCUAAAAGGGAAUACAAGGAUAAACCUGAAGCCAUGCAGCUCCAAAGUAAACCAUUCCAAGAUGAGACACAGGUGAAGUGUGAAGCCAGUGGUGUAGUCCCUGAUAACUCCUCUUCUCCCAUUCAGCCAUCAGAACCUAGCCUCGCUAAAAGCCUAUGGACUUCUAAACCACCUCCCCUCUUCCAUGAGGGAGCGCCAUAUCCUCCUCCAUUGUUUAUCAGGGACACGUAUAACCAAUCAAUACCUCAGCCUCCGCCCCGAAAAAUUAAGCGGCCCAAGCGGAAAAUGUACAGGGAGGAACCCACUUCUAUUAUGAAUGCUAUCAAAUUACGACCCAGGCAGGUCUUAUGUGACAAAUGUAAAAACAGUGUUGUUGCAGAAAAAAGAGAAAUUAAAAAAAGUGGCAAUGCAAGUGACUGCUUAAAAUAUGAGGAUCAUAAAAAGCGAAGAAAUGAGAGUGUAACUACUGUGAAUAAAAAACUUAAAACUGACCAUAAAGUAGAUGGAAAAAGCCAAAAUGAAAGCCAGAAAAGAAAUGCUGUGGUCAAAGUUUCAAAUAUUGCCCACAGCAGAAGCAAAGUAGUUAAAGUUUCUGCUCAAGCAAACACUUCGAAAGCUCAGUUAAAUACUAAAAAAGUUCUCCAGAGCAAAAACAUGGAUCAUGCAAAAGCUCGGGAAGUUUUGAAAAUGGCCAAAGAAAAGGCACAAAAGAAACAGAAUGCAACUUCCACCUCCAAAAAUGCACAUUCAAAGGUCCAUUUCACACGGCGUCUUCAGAACACCAGCUCAGGUUCCCUCCCACCCCGAUUGCGUUUAAAACCACAAAGGUACCGGAAUGAAGAAAACGACUCAUCUCUCAAGACAGGACUUGAGAAAAUACGGAGUGGCAAGAUGGCAACUAAGCCCCAGUCUCGCUGCUCCUCCACCCGCUCAGCAGCUCAGAGACACUAGGCACCUGCUGUUUUUAUGGAACCUCACCACACUGCCACGAAGAACACCAGCUCAUCAGGAACGACAAAAAUUUGAGACUGAAUUGUUAUAUUUUUUCUCUGAAAUCUUAAACAGAGGGAAGAAAGGGCAGGGUGAAUGUGUUAAACAAAACCACCCCCACUAAUCUCAUUGGGGCACCUGUAUCUAUUGUACAUUUUCUUUGAAAUUUAAAAAGAUGUUAGGAAAUAUUUUAUAAAACUUUUUUGCAAUAAAUGACGCAUGAGAUGGUGAGAGACUAUAUGAAGUGUACGUGCAAGGAACCACUUGAAUUAUUAGUAUGAAGAAUCACUGCGAAUAAUUUUUUUUUUAAUGUGAUGAUCUAAUCAAUAUGUUUGACAGGCCCCAAUGAUGGAGCCAAUUGCCUGGAAAGAUGACUGUAACUUUUGAACUUUUGUUUUGAUUCUUAACUUAGCACUGCAUUUUCCAUUCUCCAAGGCUUAGUUAGUAUUUAGUAUGGGUGUUAGCAGAGCUAUAAUGUGAUCUAAAGCAUGUCCGAAAGCAGCUGUAUUGUAAAAUAUGAACAGUCUUGUUAAAUGAGACCAAUGUUUCCCAGAGAGGUUAUGGGUAGGAUGACAACAGUAACUCCAUAUAUCUCUAAUUUAUGGGAAAAAUCUUCCCCUGUGAAAAUGGUUGUUCUAUUCUUAUGCUGAUAUAACACUUUGGGAAUUGAGGAUUGUUGGAAAUGUAUCAAGAAGGGCUACAUCUCUGACAGUACAGUCAUUUCGAUUUGCUUGUGAUGCUAUAGCAGUAUGGGAUUCAAGAACGGAUACUGCUAAGAUAGAAUAGCAGUCGUUUGCCAGGUCAUUGUUCCCCCCCCCCCUCCAGCCCAGAAUAGAGCUCAUGCAGGCAGCUAGUACAACAAGAGUUUCCAUUAGUGGUUCUAGUGGUAGUUGAUUUAAUAGAAUCAUAGAAAUGUUGGGCUUGAGGAGACCUCAAGAGUCCAGCCCCCUGCUCGAUUUGCAUUACAUCAUCUUCUUUGGAUAUCAUUAAAUCAAAAUUAGAAGGUCAAAUCUUUUAUCCUCUUUCUUCCUUUCUCCAAAAGAUGUUUAGUAAUAGUUAUUUCAGAUGAAGCUAGUGAAUGUUGACCAUACUGCUAGAAUAUUGGCUUGUUAAUUUAUUUGCCACUGAUUGUUUUAACAUUGUGUGCAUGUUUUCUUGAUGAUAUGGUUUACUGUGCCCUUCUUAAUGAUAGAAAGGGAUUCACAGGAUGCCUGACUUGGGAGAGUAAAUAUUUAUUUUGGAGAAAGGAAAAUGUGCACAUAAUCUAAAGAUCUAAUAAAGUACAAGUUCCUCUUUCCAUGGAAAUGCAAAGGCUUUUACUAAACUCUUUUCCUACUUAUUAAUAUUCUGAUCUUAUCAGGGAAUGUAAAAUAUCUUUCUAGAGGUUAUCUGAAAAGAGAUCACCUUUUCCAAAAGUCUCUAGUUUCCAAAGGCACAAAUAUGGUUUCAUAACCUGUGUGCAUGGAUCAUGAAUUAAGUAAUCUUUGAUUUCAAACCAUGGUGACCAUAGAUGUAUAUUUUUUCCCCUUUGCUGUGGUAUUUGGUAACAAAUCCAUAUUUUUAGCAGAGCAGGGGAAACAAUAAUCUAUACCCAGGAAAGAUAUAUUGGUGGUACAUAUAGUCAAAGGCAGUUCUAUAUUAGAGAGUUAGUAGUUAUUUUAGUUUGAUUAGUGGUAACUUCAUAAUUUAUUUAUAAAACCAGAAACCAAAACCAUAGCACCUAUUUCUUUCAAAAACUAUUUUAGCUGCACGUUGCUGUUGUACAGUAGAUUCAAAUUGUGCUACUUUUCAUAAUAAACUGCAGAUUUUUUUUUUAAAAUAGAGAAUAGUAAUUAUUGGUCUGCAGUACUCUUCCUUUCUAAUGUAGUCAAAGCAGAGGGUCAGCAGUCUGGUCCUGCUCCACUGCCCAAAAUGUGACCAAGAUUUAUUAUAAAUUAAAGCAUCUCACUCUUAGGCUACAUCUGCACUAUGAGCUAGGUGUGUGAUUCCCAGUUUCUGUACACAUACACGUGCUAAUUCUCAUGGAGCUAGCGUGAGUGUAAAUAGCAGUGUAGAUGCAGUAGCAUGGGUACGAGCAGCAGGGCCAUAGCUUAGUGGAGCCUAGAAUGUACCCACCAGUCUCAAGCAGGUUUGUAUUCAUCAUGUCGCCACUGCAGCUACCCAUGCUACCACAGCUACACAGCUAUUUAUACUUGCGGUAGCUUAGUGACAACUCAUGCAAGUAUGUGUAGGUAAGUUGGGAUCACACCCCUAGCUCUAGUGUAGACAUAGCCUUAGAGAGAGAGAGGGACAGGGUGCAGUGAGUUAAUGUGCUAGCCUUUUACCUCUGGAGACCAAACUCUGAUUGUAUUACAAGUAGAUGCGGGGGGUGUCAUUUUUAUCCACGUGAAAACAAAACCACACCAGACAACAUGGCACAAAACAGUUUCUGCUCAGGAAAAAGGCCCAGGACUGUAAUAGCAGGGUUAUUCCAUGCUGGGAUUGAAAUGAUUGAUGUUGUGUGUGGAAGCCAGUAGUGCCUGCCUAUAUGACAUCUGACUCUUAACCAGUGCUCUUAUUGCCUCUCCUGCAAGAGCACUAGCACACAUCAGUUGGAGUAUACAGAACAUUAUAGUGUGAGAGAAAUGCAAGUCUCUGCAUUGGAGAAUAUGGGUAAAUUAAGCAAAUAGAAAGCUUAAAAAAUAGACAAGGUAGCAAACUGUAUUUGCUCAUAAAAAUGAGUUUAUUUUCAUGGGAAGUAGUGCAGCCAUUUUGUUUGAAACCAGAUUUUCAUUUUGAAGUGAAACUGUCAGGAAUAUUUUAAUGACUGGGAAGUACAGUAAUGUAUUGCUUUUCACUUUUUGGCUUUAGUUGCUUAAUAUUUAAGCUUUGCUCCGUGCUACCUUUUUGUCUGUAUAUUGAAUGGUCACUAUGCCUCCUUCAUUUUGUAGACUUGAAUGGGUGGGGAAGAUUCACUUUUAAGGUUUGCUCAGAGGUAAAUGUUAAAGAAUGUUGUGUAACAUUUAUUCAAAUAAAGCCUUGAUUUUUUUUCAGCACUUGUUGAAGGGAAAUUAUGUGGAAUAUU
Dermochelys coriacea (leatherback sea turtle) is the source of this 8400-nucleotide messenger RNA. It is a transcript of the gene PWWP2A, whose product is annotated as PWWP domain containing 2A. The transcript is spliced from 5 exons. The record is from RefSeq and is a predicted model, not a curated record. Gene Ontology annotation, cellular component: nucleus. NCBI's taxonomy places the organism in Eukaryota, Metazoa, Chordata, Testudines, Dermochelyidae. Bases 3402 to 5297 code for a protein of 631 amino acids. Gene Ontology annotation, molecular function: chromatin binding; histone binding.